Mucor velutinosus is the source of this 1545-nucleotide messenger RNA. RefSeq names its product Structural maintenance of chromosomes protein 2 (gene SMC2). Gene Ontology annotation, biological process: L-glutamate catabolic process. The coding region runs from base 1 to 1545 and encodes 514 amino acids. NCBI's taxonomy places the organism in Eukaryota, Fungi, Mucoromycota, Mucoromycetes, Mucorales, Mucoraceae. Gene Ontology annotation, molecular function: L-glutamate dehydrogenase (NAD+) activity. Gene Ontology annotation, cellular component: mitochondrion. The transcript is spliced from 7 exons. The record is from RefSeq and is a predicted model, not a curated record.
AUGGCUUUCCUCUUGAGACGCUUACCUGCUACUGCUCGUCCUUUGACCACUCCCAACACCCUCAACCGUGUUAUUUUCCCUUCAGUUGCCAGAUCAUUGACUACUGCUGCUACUCAAGCUGCCUGUAACAAUGAUGAGCCUUCUUUCUUGCAAUCCGUUGAAAAGUACUACGAUCAUGCUGCCGGUCUCAGUGAAGUUCAGCCUCACACUCUUGCUCAUCUUCGUGCUGUUGACAGUGUCCUUCGUGUCACUUUCCCCAUUGAAGUCGAAAACGGCAAGUAUGAAGUAAUUGAAGGUUAUCGUGCUCAACAUUCCCGCCAUCGUUUGCCUGUCAAGGGUGGUAUUCGUUUCUCCGAGGAAGUCGAUAUGCAAGAAGUUGAAGCUUUGGCUUCUCUCAUGACCUACAAGUGUGCUGUUGUCGAUGUUCCUUUCGGUGGUGCCAAGGGUGGUAUUAAGAUUGACCCCAAGAAGUACUCUGUUGAGCAAUUGGAAAGAAUCACUCGUCGUUAUACCAUGGAAUUGUGCCAAAAGAAGUUUAUUGGUCCUGGUGUCGAUGUCCCUGCUCCUGAUGUAGGAACUGGCCCCAGAGAAAUGGCCUGGAUCAUGGAUACUUACUCUCAAUUCAACGUGGGUGAUGUCAAUGCUGCUGGUUGUGUCACUGGUAAGCCCUUGUCCUUAGGCGGUGUUCGCGGUCGUAACGAAGCUACCGGUUUGGGUGUCUACUACGGUAUUCGUGAGUUCCUCAGCUACCCUGAAGUUCAAAAGAAGACUGGUGUCAGCGGUAACAUGGCUGAUAACACUGUCGUCGUUCAAGGUUUCGGUAAUGUCGGUUACUUUGCCGCCAAGUUCUUUGAAGAGAACGGCGCCAAGAUUGUCGGUGUCGGUGAGAGAGACUGUGCCAUCUACGACCCCAACGGUUUGAACGUCGAAGAUCUCCACAAGUACUAUAAGGCCAACGGUUCCUUCAAGGGUUACUCCAACACUGCUCAAAUCUUUGAGCAAUCCACCAAGAUCUUGGAAGCUGAAUGUGAUAUCCUCAUUCCUGCUGCUCUCGAACGUCAAAUUGGUUUGCGCAAUGUUGCCAACAUCAAGGCCAAGAUCAUUGGUGAAGGUGCUAACGGUCCCGUUACUCCUGCUGCUCACGAUAUCCUCGAAUCCUCUGGUAAGGUCGUUGUUCCCGAUUUGCUUCUUAACGCUGGUGGUGUCACUGUCUCAUACUUUGAAUGGCUCAAGAACUUGUCCCACGUUAGAUUUGGUCGUAUGAACAAGAAGUGGGACGAACGUGCUCGCUCCAAGGUUGUUGCCCUUGUCGAGGAAAAUGCCGGUCGUGCCUUGACUGAAGCUGAACGUAAGGCUAUCGUUCACGGUGCUGAGGAAGCUGAUUUGGUCUACUCUGGUCUUGAAGAUACCAUGAUCCAAGCUUGUCAGGAAACCAGACAAACUGCUGAGCUCAAGAAGGUUGAUUUCAGAUCUGCUGCUUAUAUCAAUGCUAUCCAAAAGAUUGCUGCUGUCUAUGAAGGCUCUGGUAUGCUCUUCAUGCACUAA